AUGCAGCCGGCCGCCCUUCUCGGCUUUCUGGGAGCCACGGUGGUUGCAGCCGUCAGCUCUAUGCCAAUGGACAUCAGCAACCACAAUGAAGAAAUGGUGACUCACUGCAUCAUCGAGGUCCUCUCAAAUGCCCUAUUGAAGUCCAGCGCUCCACCCAUCACCCCUGAGUGCCGACAAGUCCUGAAGAAUAAUGGAAAAGAGCUCAAAGAUGAAGAGAAAAGUGAAAAUGAAAACACAAGGUUCGAAGUGAGAUUGUUGAGAGACCCAGCUGACACCUCAGAAGCCGCUAGGCUCUCCAGUAGGGAGGACUCAGGGGAGGGGGAUGCCCAAGUCCCAACAGUAGCAGACACGGAGAGCGGUGGGCAUAGCCGUGAGCGGGCAGGCGAGCCCCCGGGAAGUCAAGUGGCCAAAGAAGCAAAGACACGCUAUUCUAAGAGCGAGGGACAGAACAGGGAGGAAGAAAUGCUAAAAUAUCAGAAAAAGGAACGUGGGGAAAUUGGCAGUGAGGAGAGACUGUCUGAAGGGCCUGGAAAGGCACAAACGGCCUUUCUCAACCAAAGAAACCAGACUCCGGCUAAGAAAGAGGAGUUAGUGUCCAGAUAUGAUACACAGUCUGCCGGGGCCCUUGACAAGUCGCACAGCCGGGAGAGGAGCAGCCAGGAGAGCGGAGAGGAGACCAAGAGCCAGGAGAACUGGCCCCAAGAGCUCCAACACCGUCCGGAGGGCCAGGAAGCACCCGGAGAAAGCGAAGAGGAUGCCAGCCCUGAGGUGGACAAACGGCGCUCGAGGCCAAGACACCACCACGGGAGGAGCAGGCCCGACAGAUCCUCUCAGGAGGGGACUCCUCCCCUAGAGGAGGAGUCACACGUGGGCACGGCCAACUCAGGGGAAGAGAAAGCCCGCCAUCCAGCCCACUUUAGGGCUUUGGAGGAGGGAGCCAAAUAUGGGGAGGAAGUGAGGAGACACUCAGCUGCCCAGGCUCCUGGAGACUUGCAGGAGGCACGAUUCGGGGGCAGAGGCCGUGGAGAGCACCAGGCUCUAAGGCUUCCCAGCGAGGAGAGCCUAGAGCAGGAAAACAAGAGACAUGGCCUCAGCCCGGAUCUAAACAUGGCGCAGGGAUACAGCGAGGAAAGCGAGGAAGAGAGGGGUCCGGCCCGCGGACCCAGCUACAGAGCCCGGGGAGGGGAGGCGGCGGGCUUCUCCACGCUAGGCCAAACAGAAGAGAAACGGUUCUUGGGUGAAACGCACCACCGUGUUCAGGAAAGCCAGAGGGACAAGGCGAGGCGCCGCCUAUCAGGCGAGCUGAGAAAUUACCUCGACUAUGGUGAGGAAAAGGGUGAGGAAGCAGCCAGAGGGAAGUGGCAGCCGCAGGGAGACCUGCGAGACGCUGACGAGAACAGGGAAGAGGCUAGGCUUCGAGGCAAACAGUAUGCUCCCCGUCACAUCAUUGAAAAGAGAUUAGGGGAGCUACUCAAUCCAUUCUACGACACUCCCCAGUGGAAGAGCAGCCGUUUUGAGAGAAAAGGCCACAUGGAUGACAGUUUUCUUGAGGGUGAAGAGGAAAAUGGGCUGACCUUGAAUGAGAGAAAUUUCCUCCCAGAAUACAACUAUGACUGGUGGGAGAAAAAGCCCUUUGAAGAGGAUGUAAACUGGGGGUAUGAGAAGAGAAACCUGGACCCCACACUGGAUCUAAAAAGGCAGUAUGACCGAGUGGCCGAACUGGACCAACUCCUUCACUACAGGAAGAAGUCAGCUGAGUUCCCAGACUUCUAUGACUCCGAGGAGCAGAUGAGCCCACAACACACAGCAGAAAAUGAAGAGGAGAGGGCUGGCCAAGGAGUUCUGACGGAGGAAGAGGAAAAAGAACUUGAAAACUUGGCUGCGAUGGAUUUGGAACUACAGAAAAUAGCUGAGAAGUUCAGUGGUAACCGAAGGGGCUAA
This is a messenger RNA of Budorcas taxicolor (takin), 1941 nucleotides long. RefSeq names its product chromogranin B (gene CHGB). Bases 1 to 1941 code for a protein of 646 amino acids. The transcript has 5 exons. Gene Ontology annotation, cellular component: secretory granule. The record is from RefSeq and is a predicted model, not a curated record. NCBI's taxonomy places the organism in Eukaryota, Metazoa, Chordata, Mammalia, Artiodactyla, Bovidae.